Molecule: messenger RNA, 4468 nt
Organism: Homarus americanus (American lobster)
Lineage: Eukaryota; Metazoa; Arthropoda; Malacostraca; Decapoda; Nephropidae
Product: alpha-2-macroglobulin-like
Exons: 24
Coding region: 92-3841 (1249 amino acids)
Cellular component (GO): extracellular region
Molecular function (GO): endopeptidase inhibitor activity
Source: RefSeq, a predicted model, not a curated record
GUACCCGGAGGUGUGGGUGGAGACGCCUUCCAGGACUCGUGUGGCACAGUGGAGGGACGUGGACAACGCCCCCGGCCUCGUGCACCUGGCCAUGGCACUCGCUGAUGAACCACAGCAGGGUGUAUAUACGAUAUUCGUCAGGACUGAGGAGGACAAGUCCCAUAGUACCACCUUCAUGGUCGAACAGUACGUCUUGCCGCGCUUCCAGGUGACCAUCGUCCCACCUGAGUACCUACUGCUCACCCACACCUCCUUCUUCUUUACCGUGUGCGCCAGGUACACGUUCGGCCAGUCGGUGCGGGGUGAGGUGCGCCUGGAAGUGAGCAACGGGCUUCAUCGGAAUUGUCGGGUCUUGGUAAUUAAGGAAGCUCUGAUAUUAGGUUGUCAAAACGUAGGGGUGGAGGCGAGGGAGGUGCUGCUGGAGGAGUGUGGUGUGUACCGAGUGACGGUACAGGCGACGGUAACAGAGGACGGUACAGGAGUACAACAAGCAGGACGCGGGCACGUCACUGUCUCCAGCCAACCUGUCGUCUUCACCACCGUUUACAGCGACCAAUUUAUGAAGCCUAAUCUACCAUUUACUAUUAAGGUGAGGGGAGAGCUGCCUGACGGGACCCCAGCUCCUGGAGUGGCCUUGGAGAUGUGUGCUGCCGGCGUCUGCACUAACACUACCACCUCUCAAGACGGCUCUGUAACCGCAGUCCUUCCCUCAUACACCACCAACAGAUUUUUCCUGAAGACCUUAGGGUGCAGUGCUCGAGUACAGUCCUCUCUAUACAAUCUGCAAGUCAAUCACUACGUCUCCCCCUCCAACUCCUCCCUGAUGAUCUACGCCCCUGACACCAGGCUGAAGUGUGACCCCGGUGCUGCCCUCCGACACUACCUGCCUGUCAUGUUCUCUGCUACCAACACCACCCGUGUCUCCCUCAACGUCCAGGUUGUGUCGCGGGGACUGGUGCAAUAUUGGAAGACGGAGGAGUACCAGAUGAACCCCGGGGUUCUCCCCAUUAGUGUGGAGCACCUGGUGGGUGCCCUAUCCCCUCCUCCUCCACACACCGUCAGGGGGGUCCUUCAUGUGCCCCUCACCCUUCCCCAUACGGCUUCUCCCACAGUCAAGGUGUUGAUGUGGUACACUCGGGAGGAUGGGGAGGUGGUGUCGGACGCGCGAGAUCUGGAGGUCGAGCGCUGCCUGGGGAGUGAGGUGCGGCUGGAGUGGAGGGAAGAUUCGACACAGCCCGGUGCCCUCACUGCUCUGUCCCUCUCCUCACGACCACACUCUCUCUGUAGCCUCGGUGUGGUUGACAGAAGUACAGAGCUGCUGUCAACGCGUGAAGACCCCAUUACCCUGGAGAAAAUCUUUGACUUUGUAAAUACGUACGAGAUCUACCCAUGGGGCUUCAGGCCGGGUCCGUGCGAGAACCAAGAAACUGCAUUUUCAGGCGAUGCAUCGCUCCGAGUGCAGCCGCUGCUGGGGUUCCCUCCAUAUCCGGUGUUCAGCGAGUACGUGGACGCAGCCUUCAUGUUCCAUACUGCGGGGCUACUGGUGUUCUCUGACCUAAGGCUGGUGGCCGCGCCCUGCGACUCUCCCGAAUUGUUUGGAAAUAUUAAAGAUGUAAAUAAUCCUGUGCUUGAGAGGUCGUCUUCGGGUGGCGGCGACGAGGGUAUAGUUGACGCCAGGACCAGCUUCCCCGAGACGUGGCUCUUUGAUCUGUUGCUGCUCCCGUCGUCCGGGGUCACGAGACAGGAGGUGCGAGCCCCCGACACCAUCACACAGUGGGUGGGGAAGGCAGUGUGUGUCAGCCCGGACCAUCAUGUAGGGGUGUCUCUCAGAGCCAACCUCACCACCUUCACUCCCUUCUUCCUCGACCUCACUCUCCCGCCCUCUGUCAAGCGUGGCGAGAUACUCCCCGUCAAGAUCUCCAUAUUCAACUACCUCGACAGACCACUGCCAGUGAGAGUGAGGAUGGAGGAGAGAAGCGAGUUCAAGUUGGUUGGGGAGGAAGGCCAGGAGGUGGCCGGGGAGCGCAGUGUGUGUUUGGCCGCUCAGGACAAGAAAGUCGUCACCGUUAAACUUGAUAUGCUCGCUCUUGGUGACAUCAAAAUCGGAGUGUCGGCCUUUGUUGACCAACAGAUUCCUCUCUUGUGUGGCUCCAGGGAUGACUCUAUCAAGAGGAGGGAUGCACUCGUGAAGCCGAUUAAGGUGGAACCUGAGGGCUUUCCGAGGGAGAGGACUUGGACCUCCUACCUGUGCUCACAAGGACAAGAGCGUGUUAGUGGCGGGGAAGUGGUGUGGGAGGUGGAGGUCCCUGGCACUAUGGUGGAGCGGUCAGCCCGGGCCUGGGUCACCGUUGUCGCUGAUCUCCUUGGUCUCUCACUGCAGCACCUGGGGUCGUUGAUCAGUAUGCCGUCUGGGUGUGGGGAACAAAACUUGAUCACCUUCGCCCCCAACAUCUUCAUCCUGCAGUACCUGAGAGCCACCGGGCAGGACACUCCAGAACUUACUGACAAACUGAUAAGAUUUAUGAACACAGGUUACCAGCGUCAGCUACUGUACCUGAGGGACGACGGCUCCUUUAGUGUCUUUGGGAGAGCUGAUGCCUCUGGCUCCACCUGGCUCACGGCUUUUGUCCUGAAGUCCUUCGCCCAGGCCCAGACCUUCAUCUUGGUGGACGAAUCGGUCCUACGCAAGUCUCGCUCGUGGUUGGGGAAGAAACAGGGCAAGGACGGCUGCUUCUUAGCUCUGGGGAAGGUCCUACACAAGCACAUGAAGGGUGGUAUUGUUGGGAAAGAUUCUCCAGUCCCUCUGACGGCGUAUGUGAUGAUAUCACUGAUGGAAGCUGGGGAGGAGCUUCACAGUCCAGUUGUGUUAUCGGCUGCCGGGUGCCUGGCAGUUGACUCUUCUCACCACCCCUACACCCUAGCACUGAAGGCCUACGCUCUGGCCUUAGCCCGACUCCCUACGGCACAGGUGGCACUGCAACUGCUCUUAGACCAAGCAGUGGUCACCCCUGACUUUAUGUAUUGGGAACUGCCAAGCAGAUACGGGAGAAGCAGAGCAGCUGAAGUAGAGACUGCAAGCUACGUCAUCUUGAGUAUGAUAACACUGAAUGCAGAGUGCUUCUUUCAACAAGCUACCAAGAUUGUCCAAUGGAUCACGGCGCAGAGAAAUAGCAGAGGAGGAUUUUCUUCCACCCAAGACACGGUGGUGGCGCUGCAGGCUCUGGCCACCUAUGAGACACACUUCUACCAAGGCCCAGUCAGUGUGGAGGCCAGGGUGACGGCUGCCUUCCUGUCUCACACCUUCACUGUCAAUGAAUCCAACAAACUUCUAGAGCAGCGGGUGACACUGCCGGUCAUCCCUACCACUGUCCGCAUUGUCGUGGGAGGUCAGGGAUGUGCUGUUCUUCAGGCUGUUCUGAGAUACAAUGUGCCUCACCCUGAGCCGAGUGAUGCUUUCAGCCUGACAGUCACAACCAAGGUGGACCGCGACCCAGGUUGCGUCACUCAAAGCAUUUCUGCAUGUGCCGCCUACCACCUCGCCGAUGCUAUCUCCAACAUGGCUGUCAUUGAAGUCAACCUGGUGUCCGGUUACGUUCCUAUUAACCCCGAGACACCACAUCUUACCAACGAUACUGCUAGGAGGUACGAGGUGGAGGGCAGUAAGAUCUUCAUAUACCUGGAGGAGCUGACGGAGAGAGAAACGUGCGUGGUGGUGCGAGUGAGGCGAGAGAUCGUGGUGGAGAACGUCAAGCCCUCUGCUGUGGUCGUUUAUGAUUACUAUGAGCCACAGUUUUCAGUCAGUCAGGACUACCGCCUAGUUGCUCCUGAGGACUGUGUGUAAACGACCGGGUCCACUUCCUGCCAUUAUUGUUGACACCUGAACUACGUGUCGUGGCAGAGCCCAGGUGGUGCAGCAGCGUUUGGUGCUGGUGUGAGGCGCACCACACCGCUUUACACCUAUUCUACCUGGUGAUACCCCAGGUGCAGGCGCCUGUAUAAGCGAGAGAAAAUGUAAUAUGAUAUUUACAUUCGUUGAUUUGAUUGUUGAAGGAAGACCACAAACACUCCUCCGUGUAAAUCUUAGUGUGGUUGACUUAAUGGAGUACAGUAGGACCUACAGUGCACAAAAGUUUCUCUCAUAAAAAAGUAGAUGGGUGAUGCACUUGUUAUUUGCACACAUUGUUACACAAAAGUUUUAAUAAAUAUAAUACACCAGCACUUGUUUGACUAGUUCUCGUGGUUGUUCGGGAUAAAGGAAAUGACAGUAUUGCAGUCGAUGUAAAGAGUUUUGGGGUCAAUAAGACGUAUGAUUUUAAGUGAAGCAAUACUGUAUUGUGAAAUGUCUCCUUGAAUACUUAUUUUCACUAAUACUUAUUUUCACGCACAAUAAUUUGACCGUUUUGUAAAAAAGACUUUCUAUGUUGACAUUACUGGUCAAAAAAUAUCUUCCCAGGUGUUAAUACCUGUG